Pogonomyrmex barbatus (red harvester ant) is the source of this 3365-nucleotide messenger RNA. RefSeq names its product slowpoke 2 (gene SLO2). NCBI's taxonomy places the organism in Eukaryota, Metazoa, Arthropoda, Insecta, Hymenoptera, Formicidae. Gene Ontology annotation, biological process: potassium ion transmembrane transport. Gene Ontology annotation, cellular component: plasma membrane. Gene Ontology annotation, molecular function: outward rectifier potassium channel activity; intracellular sodium-activated potassium channel activity. The record is from RefSeq and is a predicted model, not a curated record.
AUGAGAAGCUGCCACAUUUUGUGCGCCAAUUGUGUCUUCCUAUACGCAGGGCCGCGGCAUAUAAUGAAGAAGACCGACACUUGCUAUUACAUGAGCAUCACCAAGGAGGAAAACUCUGCGUUCGUAGUUGCGAAUAAUCAGGGCGGCGUCAUUGGUGAAGGAACGCAGGUGAUCAUCGAGACGAAAACGGAUGCAAUGUCUGCGAGUAACGGAGCGACAACGAGCACCACGACGACCAACACUAUAACGACGACUAUGAAUUCCACGGGGGCAACAUCGGCAACGACGACGACGACGACGACGACCACCACCACGACGAUAUCGACCAGCUGCACCGGUGCCGGCGAUGGGAACGGUACAGCAAUCAUCAACGGUGCCGACGUGCACCAACGAUUUUCCAACAGUUGUAACAUUGCGCUGAGCGAAACACUCCGCAGGCAGGAGACCUGCACGGGGCCCCGUGCGCUGGAUCGAUCGAACGGUUCCCAAGAUCACAGGGCCCCGUUGCCACCGCAGGUUAUUUUGCAGGUCCUCCCUAGCACGCCCAUACCAACCCAACACUACAACUUACUCGCAUCCAAUGUCCACCCAACUUAUCUCGAUCCUGGUGGAUUCGGAGACUCGAGACAAUGCUUAAAGGAAAGCGGAUCAACGCCACAAACACCAAUCACAGGAAAUCAUCUUGAUGUACCACGGUCUCUUGAUCCGAAUCCAAAUCUACUUAGUCCAGAAAUUCUAACGCAAAGAAGAGGAAGUAGAAGACCGAGCAUUCUACCAGUACCAGACAUGUUAACCAGCUCGACAUUACAUCUCCCUGGUCAGGAAUCUUUAGAUCAUGAGGGUGACGAGUCAGAGGACGAAAUGGAUGACGAUGUUCCUUGGAGAUCGCCAAGUGAGAAGAUUGCUUUCAAAGGGAUUGUCAAGGGAUUCCCACCAGUUUCGCCCUUCAUUGGAGUCUCACCGACUUUGUGCUAUCUUCUCAAGGAGAAGAAGCCUCUUUGUUGUCUUCAGUUGGCUCAGGUGUGUCAGCAUUGCAGCUAUAGAAAUGCCAAAGAAUACAAUUGGCAGAAUAAGACCAUUAUACUGGCAGCUGAUUACGCCAGCAAUGGGAUUUAUAACUUUAUAAUACCGUUGAGGGCACAUUUUAGGUCAAAAACAUCAUUGAAUCCGAUCAUUCUUUUGCUGGAGAGAAAACCGGAAAUCGCGUUUCUCGACGCAGUGUCCUACUUUCCAUUGGUCUACUGGAUGCGCGGCUCUAUUGACUGCUUAGAUGAUCUUCUCCGAGCUGGUAUUACUUUAGCAGAAAAUGUCGUUGUCGUAAACAAGGAACUCAACAAUUCUGCAGAGGAGGACACCUUAGCUGAUUGCAACACGAUCGUUGCGGUACAAACUAUGUUCAAAUUCUUCCCAAGUAUAAAGAGCAUAACAGAAUUGUCUCAGUCCAGCAAUAUGCGAUUUAUGCAGUUUCGGGCACACGACAAGUACGCUUUGCAUCUCAGCAAAAUGGAAAAGGUACUCAGUGCUACUACCGAUGACAACUACUCUGAUGAGCCUUCGAUGGGCUCCCCGAGGGAAAAAGAAAGAGGAUCUCACAUAUCGUACAUGUUUCGAUUGCCAUUUGCCGCCGGCAGUGUCUUCAGCGCCUCGAUGUUAGAUACUUUACUUUAUCAAGCAUUUGUCAAGGAUUACGUGAUAACAUUUGUAAGACUGUUACUGGGAGUAGAUCAAGCACCAGGAUCUGGAUUUCUUACAUCGAUGCGUAUAACGAAGGAUGACAUGUGGAUAAGGACAUACGGUAGAUUGUAUCAAAAACUUUGUUCGACCACUUGCGAGAUUCCAAUCGGAAUAUACAGAACGCAGGACACUACCGUAUCUGACUCCUCACACGGCGACUCAGACGCGGAAAGCGACGCCGGCGUCGGUGUGACGUACAAGGUGCGUCAUUCGGCGGCAGCUUCGUGCCUCGCAAAUUGCGCCACCCGCGACAAGGGUGCAUCUGCUUAUUCGGUGAGUCUUGGCGACGAGGCGCGCGACAACCACGCACAGCAGAUCGAACGAGCGGAAAUUGCGAAUCUGGUGCGCUCGCGGAUGGAAUCUCUGAAUCUGCCAGUCGCCGAUUACGAUGACGUUUCGGAGAAGCGUAAUAGCCUGUCAUACGUGAUUAUCAACCCGAGCUGCGAUCUAAAACUCGAGGAGGGCGACAUUGUCUACCUAGUACGACCCAGCCCGUUCUCCGCGCAGAAGACCUUUGAGCGGCACAACUCCCGGCGCAAGAGCAACAUCAGCUUCUGCUCGGCACAAUUGGUAUCCCAGAUGAGCGCGGCGGUCGCGGCUGCGGGCCUGCAGACCGGCGGUCCGGGUAGUCGUCGCGGCUCCACCAUAGGUUUGGCCAGAGCGCCGCCCUUGGGAACAACUAAAUCAAAUUCAUUGUCUCUACCCGAUAGUCCCACCGUAGCUGGCACUCUGCGCGGUCGCUCAAAUUCACUGAGGGUGGUCGAUGAUAUUCUAUUGCGACGCAGUAAUUCCUUAAGGCAAGGCCUGACGAUGACGACCAGAAGAAAGAGCAGUCUGGAGGACAUCGGUUUGGGAGCGUUUUCGCACUCCUCUAAUCACAAUCCGAUUAAGAUCGCUUUGAACGGAUCGAUCGGUCUGGAGGUGACACCGCCGGAGGAGGGUUCGCAGGCUGGCGGUGCCAGCAACACUGGUAUCCUCGACGUGGGUCUACCCUCCAUGCCGGAAUUCAAUGCAACUUUAGGACCGAGUUCUCUCGGCGCAGGCCUCGGCGGCUCCUUAGGUGGUCUCUACGAUCCACCCUCUCUUCAAUGCCCGAUGGGCUCGCCCUGCCAAUCGCCGCAAAUACAGGGUACCGCGCAAGAUCCGCAGCACAUACAGGGGACAAUAGUAUGAUAUAACCUUAUGUGGGGACGCAGGCUCUCCGGCGUGGCACGAAACAAGUGGCUGUAGCGUUCCCACAUGGUAUUUAGGGAUAGGCGUCAUCAAGAACGACAUCUUUACAGCAAUUGUAACGAUAGAGGAUAUUUGAGCAGCGUUUUCGUGGGACUGACCAAGCCGGAUGAGACGGCUGGAGAGCAAGGUGUUUCGGUGAAACUAACUACGUCAAACUAAUGAUUGUUGCAAAUGUCAGAGGACCUAUUUUGCAAUAGGUAAAAUAAGUUGGGGCACGAUUACCAUUGCAACUUUUAUUUAGUUCUGACUUCGAAUUGAUUUUUGCACCAUAAUUCUAAUAAUUUCUAAUAAAGAUAUGUAGACAAAAUUUUAUUGCGGAUAACAACUCGCGAUAAUUCAAUUACAAUUUGUCACAGAUAUUCAUUAUUAAUUUAUAGAAAAUAAAUCUCUAUCAAAUA